This is a messenger RNA of Phascolarctos cinereus (koala), 4735 nucleotides long. It is a transcript of the gene MBOAT2, whose product is annotated as membrane bound glycerophospholipid O-acyltransferase 2. The record is from RefSeq and is a predicted model, not a curated record. NCBI's taxonomy places the organism in Eukaryota, Metazoa, Chordata, Mammalia, Diprotodontia, Phascolarctidae. Gene Ontology annotation, molecular function: acyltransferase activity. Gene Ontology annotation, biological process: lipid modification. Gene Ontology annotation, cellular component: membrane.
GGUUAGCGUCCUCUGAUUGGCUGAGGUGGUCUGCAUGUUGCGCUGGGAUUGGGCAGCGGGGCUGUCCGGCGCGUGAGUGUGGGAGCUGGGGAGGGGGCGUUGGCAGCCUUUGAAGGUUUUUUGUGGGGGGAGGUGUCGGAAGGGGAGGAGGCCCAACGAGCCAGGCACCCUAAGCCUGGUCUGGCCGGGUCAGGUCUGACCGGAGGCUGUGUGGAUGACCGGGGGGGUGGGGUCUGAAGUGGGGCGGAGCCUCGGAGAGGCUGCGGCCGCGGCCGAGAGAGGAGGGACGUGCCUGGUCACCGCCCCCUCCUCCUCUUCUCUACCCCCUCCUCCUGCAAGCUGCUAAAGGGGCCAGAGAGGCGGCAGCGGCAGCAGCGGCUGCAGUUCCAUCCCAAUCUUCCUCCUCCUCCUCCUCCUCCUCCUCUUCUUCGUCCGCCAACAAGGCUUCCUCCUCCUCCUCCUCCUCCUCCUCCUCGUCCUCCGCCUCACCUAGGGAGCGAGCGAGGGGGCAGACAGGAGGGCGGGCGGGCUGGGGAGAGGAGCCUUCGGCCAUGGCUACUACCACCAGCACCACCGGCUCCACCCUGCUGCAGCCCCUCAGCAACGCGGUGCAGCUGCCCAUAGACCAGGUCAACUUUGUAGUGUGCCAACUCUUUGCCUUGCUAGCAGCUGUUUGGUUUCGAACUUAUCUACAUUCAAGCAAAACUAGCUCUUUUAUAAGACAUGUUGUUGCCACCCUUUUGGGCCUUUAUCUUUCACUUUUUUGCUUUGGAUGGUAUGCCUUACAUUUUCUUGUACAAAGUGGAAUUUCAUACUCUAUCAUGAUCAUAAUAGGAGUUGAAAAUAUGCACAAAUACUGUUUUGUGUUUGCUUUGGGAUACCUUACAGUGUGCCAAAUUACCAGAGUCUAUAUCUUCGAUUAUGGACAAUAUUCUGCUGAUUUUUCAGGCCCAAUGAUGAUAAUUACACAGAAGAUCACUAGUUUGGCUUAUGAGAUUCACGAUGGUAUGUUUCGAAAAGAAGAAGAACUAACUCCAUCACAGAGAGGUUUGGCUGUAAGACGCAUGCCAAGUCUACUGGAGUAUUUAAGUUACAACUGUAAUUUCAUGGGUAUCCUGGCAGGCCCAUUAUGCUCUUACAAAGACUAUAUUACUUUCAUUGAAGGCAGAUCAUACCAACUGACACAGUCUGAAGCAAAUGGAAAAGAAGAAAUACAGUAUGAAAGAACAGAGCCAUCUCCAAGUAUUGCAGUAAUGCAGAAGCUCUUAAUCUGCGGGCUUUCCUUAUUAUUUCAUUUGACUGUCUCCAAAACAUUACCUGUAGAAUACAACAUUGAUGAUCAUUUUCAAGCUACAGCUUCACUGCCAACAAAGGUUAUCUACUUAUACGUCUCAAUCAUGGCCGCCAGACCCAAAUAUUAUUUUGCUUGGACUUUAGCUGAUGCUAUUAACAAUGCAGCUGGAUUUGGUUUUAAGGGCUAUGAUAAAAAUGGAGAAGAACGUUGGGACUUAAUUUCCAAUUUGAGAAUCCAGCAAAUAGAGUUUUCAACAAGUUUUAAAAUGUUUCUUGAUAAUUGGAAUAUUCAGACAGCUCUUUGGCUUAAAAGGGUCUGUUAUGAAAGAGCCUCCUUUAGCCCGACCAUUCAAACUUUCAUCCUCUCAGCCAUUUGGCACGGUGUAUAUCCAGGAUAUUACUUAACAUUUUUAACAGGGAUGGUAAUGACAUUAGCAGCAAGAACUAUGAGAAAUAACAUUAGACAUUACUUUAUUAAACCUCCAGAGGUUAAAUUAUUUUAUGAUGUUAUAACAUGGAUAGCAACUCAAGUAGCAAUAAGUUACACAGUUGUACCAUUUGUACUUCUCUCUAUAAAACCUUCCAUUUUGUUCUUCAGCUCCUGGUAUUAUUGCCUUCACAUUACUGGCAUCUUGGUAGUGGUAUUGUUACCAGGAAAGAAAACUAACAGAGGAAAGAAAAUACAGCCAGAAGACCACCUCUCACAGUCCAAAAAAUUAGAGGAAGAAGAAAGUCCUUUGGGACUGAACAGUUAUUUAGCAACAAAUAACAUCGGCAGUCAGCAGCAAAAAAUAUCUCCCAGAUAUUCGGCACGAAAACAAUGAUGGAGAGAAUAUUACGCUGGCUAUUUUUCAUGUUUUCAGAAACCACUUUUAGCACCUUUUACAGAGGUUUGUAUUCAACUGAAACAAAAUUAAGUGACAAAAAGGACAUAUAUAUAUAUAUAGGGAAUAUCUUGUAUAAUAGACUGCAAAUAGAGUGAACUGACCCCUCUUGUGCCAUGUCCCUGUGGGUCAUGCCUUAUAUGAAAAUAUUUCCAUUAUUUCAAUGGGCACUCAGGACUUCAACGUAUGUCCAUAGGGUCAUAUGUGUGCCCCUUUGAUGAAUGUACGUUGUGUAUCCUAAGGCACUAGGGGGUAGAAACAAUUGUGUCGAUCUAGAUGAAGAGAGGGAAAUUUAACUUUUCCAGAUGAAUGCUUUGCCUUAAACCCUCUAUUUACUGAAAUAAUUGUUUCUAAAUGGUAUUUUAAUAUUUGUGUAAAAAGCAGAUUUCAGAUAUUUAAUGUUAAAUGCUGUAAAGGAAAUUAGAAGGAAGAAUUUUAAUUAGAACAUUGUAAAUGGUUUGUAAAUUGCAAUAAACAUCUCAGUAUUUUGAGGGUUUUCUUACAGUUAUCUCAAAACAACUUAAGUAGAUUGCAGAAUUGUAAACAUUACCAAUGCCAAAAUAUAGGUAGCCUAGAUUGGCUGAUUUUAAUUAUAUUGUAUCAGUCAGAUUGAUCCCUUCUAAGAAGAUUUUCUUAAACCUAUAAUUUAAAUAUGGCAAAACUGAUAUUUUAAGGUUUUUUUUACUUUUUAAAAAAAGAAGAAAACAUUAAGUGGACUUUGCAAUUAGAGACAAGUUGGCAAUCAUAGGACCCAGAUCAAUAUAUUGCAAGUUAAGUACCAGGUGCUCAGCUGAAGUGCUACUUACCCCUAACAAGUCUGAAUUUAUUUUAUUAUUGUAUUUAUGAUAUUCACAGAUUUAACAACUAAAUUUCUUUAUAAUUUUCAAACUAAAGCUUAACAGGCAUAAAACCUAUAGAAUUAGGAAAGGAUUUUUAAAUAAUAGAGCUAAAACAGUAUCAUGGGAGUAAGUAAAACAUUUUCACUUGGUUAAGUAUAAAAGCAAGUUCCCUUAAACUAACUGUUGAAUUGUCUGCCUCUUAAAUAUAACAGCCUAAUUAAUGUUUUGAAAAGUUUAAGGGGAUUUAUAUAAGGCUGUUGGUAGAAAAGAUAAACCACAUCUUUAGAAAAUCUUAUAUAAAUAAUAUUUAGAACUAUUAGAUAUUGUAUAAAGUGCUGUCAUUUAGCACCUUUUAAUUGGAUUUUUAAUGUAGUGCAAAAGUAUGUUUUUGUUUUAGUUUGGGCCAUUUUCAGGUGCUUACAAUUCCCUUGAAGUACUACAACUUUCUCAUUAUUCCCAAGGGCCACACAAUUCUUUUGCAUUAAUUUGAUCUUAGUUGUGACUAAAAAAAAAAUAGCACAGAAUUAUCAGUUUUGUACAAGGACAGUUGGCAAGAAGCAUCACGAAAUCAUUUAAGGUUCCUAAACUAUGUGAUAUUUGGCAUAAGUGUGCACAGGGCUCUUAAUGUAUUGAGCCACUGAAAAAAGGAAGAAAGAGGUGUUUUCAUUUUAUUUUUAGCUGACAUUUUAUUUUGCCUUAUUUUUAUUAAAUGCAAACUUUCCACAUUCUCCAAAUUCUUUUUGAUAUGUUACCAUUUACAGAUUAUGAUUAACAAAUUGAGUGAAGGGCAAAAUAGCCUGUGAUGUAGGAAUGUACUAAGUAGUGGUGGGUUGUAUGGUAGGUUUUUUUUUUCUUUUUUGGAAAAGCAAAGAAAGCUAAGACACCUGCCAUUCAGCAGGUCCUAAUCAGCAAAAAUGUAGAGCUGCCUUUUUUUUUUUUUAGCCUUAGAAAUAUCACAGGCUGCCUUGGCUCAGUCUCUGUUGAAACUUCUCCUUGUUUCACACCUGUCUGGAAAUGUAGGUGGGGCUGGCCCUGUCCUGAGAACUUCCCAGGAAAGAAUGGAAAAUGAAAACAUUGAAAUUAAGAUGCAUAAAUAAUACGGGAGGACAGAAAUGAAUGUACAUAGAAAGACCAGUUAAAGUUGCUGGCAAAAGAGUUUUCAUUCAUUGAUGAAUGUAGCAGAGGACCUAUGCACUCUUUAAGAGGAACUGUAAGGAUAUGGGUUUUAUUAAGACAUUUCUGGCUAGUGGAAAGCACAAGCACUGGAUUACAGCCUUGUAUGUAAGUAGGGAGCAGGGGGAAGCUCAAAUACUUUUCUUUUUAUUAGCCCUCAAGGAAAUAAUCAGCAUCCAUUUUAGUUUGACAUAAUUUGAUUGCAGAGCUGGAUGGCACCCUGGAAGAUCAUCUAAUCAAGGCUCUCAUUUUACAGGAGAGCAAACUGAGGUCCAGAAAGGUAAAGUGAUUUUUCCCAAAGUCACACAGAUGAUAAAUGGUAGAACCAGAACUGUAUUUCCAAUUAAGUCCUCUUUCCAUCCCAUGAGGCUGCCUCCCUCACCUUUAGGAGGCAACUAUUUUAUAAGGUCCACUGGUCAUCAUCUGCUUAAGUGACAAUAUUAUAGCCACUCAAAAAGUGAAAAUCUCGGGCAGGUAGGUGGCACAGUGGAUAGAGCACCGGCGCUGGAUUCAGGAGGACCUCAGUUCAAAUCCAGCCUCAGACAC